Pleurotus ostreatus (oyster mushroom) is the source of this 1215-nucleotide messenger RNA. RefSeq lists its product as uncharacterized. The transcript has 6 exons. Gene Ontology annotation, molecular function: protein binding. Gene Ontology annotation, biological process: ribosomal large subunit biogenesis. NCBI's taxonomy places the organism in Eukaryota, Fungi, Basidiomycota, Agaricomycetes, Agaricales, Pleurotaceae. The coding region runs from base 1 to 1215 and encodes 404 amino acids. Gene Ontology annotation, cellular component: preribosome, large subunit precursor; nucleolus. The record is from RefSeq and is a predicted model, not a curated record.
AUGGCUCAGUUCCUCAUUGGAGAUGAAUUGGGCAAUAUCAAACGAUUGCACUACAACUCCAAUCCUUCGAACACCGACGAUCCCAAAACAACGAUAAAAACGGUGCUCAAUGGAUCUACCUCUGCCUCUUCGGUACAAGCUUUGUCGACUUCGGGGGAUUCUAGGAUGGUCGUCGCCGCACGCGCAAAUAAAACCGUACAUGUUUACAAGUGGAAUGAAGACGAGACUUUGGAAGCUCGAUGCUCGUGGUCAGAGACACGAAUGAAGCCUGAAACGAGAUUCGUUGGCCUUGCAUUUUCAAAUGACACUGUGUAUUCUUGCACGUCAAAUGGGGCGUUCAGGAGGACAGAUCUACCAGAAGCCUCCUCAGCCGAUCCAACACCAACCCACCAGCUCGCUGCGCUUCCUUCGAAUCUUCACGCAUGGCGAAUGUCCCCUGAUAGCGAAACCUUCGCGUACGGUGGAGACGAAAUUGAUCUAUCUGUUUGGAACGUAGAACAAGCAUUUGUGGAUCGUACUAAUUUAAAGAGUGAUAACCCUACGUCCAAAAAACGCAAGAGAAACGCCCAACUACUUCCAGGGGAGAUAUGGCGAGCUAAUAACGUUCCAAAUGACCAUCUUGGCCUCAGGCAGCCUAUUCGUAUAUCAUCCCUCACAUACCUUCCAAACACUUCCCCUCAUCACCUUGCUACCGGCACACAGUUCGGAGAUGUCCGUCUCUACGACACAAGGGCAGCUAGAAGGCCCCUGUCCAACUGGAAAAUCUUCAAGGAUGGAAGUGGUGUGAAGACAAUAGAAGCUGGGCCGUCUAACCACCAGAUCUUCGUCAGCGAUAGCCAAAGUAGGCUCUUUGCCGUAGAUAUCAGGAAUGGCUCUGUCAGCUAUGGCUACAAAGGCAUAGCAGGCGCGGUAUCUUCUGUCGCGCCCUCGCAGUCGCUGAUGGCAUCGACUUCUCUGGAUCGUUAUGUCCGCAUUCAUAGCAUCUUCGCUCCGCCGCUUCAAGCUGGCAAAGCACAAGACGAGAAGGGGGACGUGCUAGAGAAGCUUUUUGUCACAAGCAUUCCUACUGCUAUCGUUUGCGACGAAGAGGCGAUGUUGCCAGCAGACGGAGAGCACCAGGAUGAAGACGAAGAUGAAGACGAUAUUUGGCAGAAUAUGGAAGGCGUUGAUGACGAACAAGAUGAGCCCCAAUCAAGAAAACAACGUAGGAAGUAG